Messenger RNA from Caenorhabditis elegans, 1870 nucleotides. It is a transcript of the gene F59G1.4, whose product is annotated as LisH domain-containing protein. Bases 5 to 1747 code for a protein of 580 amino acids. Lineage: Eukaryota; Metazoa; Nematoda; Chromadorea; Rhabditida; Rhabditidae. Gene Ontology annotation, cellular component: ciliary basal body. The record is from RefSeq and is marked reviewed. The transcript is spliced from 13 exons. Gene Ontology annotation, biological process: cilium assembly.
GAAAAUGAAACCUCCGACUGCAAGAAAACCACCUUCGAAACGGCCAACUACCACGAUAGCUUGCCCAAAAAGAAGUGGAUCCGAGUUUGAUGAAAUUGAAGAAGCUCCUCCAGACCCUAGAGCAAGAAGUAGAAGUGAGGAUGUAAGCGUUCAUUGUCUACUACGAGAAAUUGAUGACAAGAAAUUAACGAAUUUGAUGGGAGGACAUCCAUCAGCAAGAUCAUCUGCUUUAAUUUUACAAGCUUUAAGACAACAAAUGUCGGUAGCCACGCUUGAUGAAUACGUUCGAGACUCUUUGGAAUGGAUGGUAUCACAUGAUGUAUUGAUGUUAAAAUCCAAGAAAAAUAGCCUUUUUGUGCGAGUUCUGCAAGCCGAUGGUGUAGAUUCCCGUGAACAAAUGGCUAGGCUCAUCAACACAAUGGCCAGUUAUACCAGUGGUCGCAGUUACUUUACAGUUCAUCACAAAAUCUUCCUUCCUUGCCUAAUUGCUGUUCUCCGUGGCAAACGGAUCCCAUCCACAACACAUGAUCAGUUGAUUGCAUGUGUUCAGAAAAUGAGUAUACGAGCAACUUGUCAGAAGGAGUUGAUUCAAAGUGGAAUGUUGGAAUGGGCGGUGAAUCAUUUGGACCAGAAGCUUAAUAAUUACGCAUUCGAAUAUCUCGCAGCACUUAUUGUCAAUCUGUCAACAAAUUCAUUGAGCCAUCCGUUAAUUACACGACUUGCUGAUUCUUUUGCAAACUCGAUUGCCAAUUUGGUAGUUAAGAUAACACAUGGACCCUCAUGCUCUCUGUACAACACUCUUCUCCUUUCGGUACUCUCGUGUCCACGUAUCCGUCUUCGUGCCAAAGAUACAAAGCUUCUUGAGGCUAUUCGUAUCCGGUUGGAAACUCGGAGAACGUGUCCGCUUUGCAAUCUUCACAUACCUUUCUUAAUCGCAGUUGUUCAUCAAGAAGUCGACUACAAUAGAGUUCCACUAACGCCAACUGAUGGAGAAACUGAUAAAUGUGGUAGUUCAUGUGAACGAGAAAUCGACUCACUUGACCCUCUACGUCCAUCGACCAACGAGCUGAGCGGUGCUCGUUUGCUUAUUCGAAAAGCCUAUAAGGAGACAGCUGGGAGCAAUUUUCAGAUAAGUGAUAUCAAAGACGGAGUAGGAUCAAAGCUUAGUUCACGUGGAAGAAAAGGAACUGGAAGAGAUGGUAGAAUUGGAACUGCAACGUCACAACAUACAUUUGUAAUUGAAACUGAAAGACGUAGGCCAUUGAUAAUCAACAUUGGAUUGAGUGAUGGAGCUGUUGAAUAUAAAAAAGCACAAGAUGAAAUAACAAGAAAGAAAGAAGAUGAAGAAAAUAAGAAAAAGAAAGAAAAAGAAAAGGUUGAGAAGGAAAAGAUGAAAGCGUUGAGACACAUUCAGUUAACAUCCCGAAAAGCACCAUCUCUGCUGAAAAAGGAGCUCUCAGAGCCAUCUACAACUCAUUUGAUUGAAAAAUUUAUGGGGAGAAAAGUGAAUGGAUCCAGAAUGUCAUUGAAUAAAAAACCUUCACUUCCUGAAGUACGUGGAUCACCACCGUCAGAGAAAAAUAAUAAUAAUAACAGCGAUUUCAAAGGAUCCAAUGAGACAAUUGUUUUGUCAUCAUACUUUUACACUGUGGAAUCAACAAGCAGUCCUGAAGACUACACCGCAGUGUUUGGAAGUCGUCCAAAAGUUGCUCGAACUCCAGAUACACAAUCGAGAUCUUUCUUCUAAAAUCGAAAACCUCAGUUAUAUUUUUUACGCGUACACGUUUGCCACAUUCUAAUUCUUCCUCUUGUUCGCUUUUUGUUGCAUUUCUCGUUUGAAUAAAAACUGAAUAAAAGUUUUAUACAAAAU